AUGAAGUCCCACAGCCCUCCUGAAGGCGGAAAAGCACAAAGUACCUAUAUUGAGGAUGUGCACUCUCUCAAGCACGCCGACGAGAAGGCACAGGGAGAUUACGCCGGUGCCACGGCCAAGACAGAUCCCAGGGAGAUUCGUCUUGUUCGAAAAUUGGACAUGCGAAUCAUGCCCAUUUUGUGGGCGAUGUAUUUCAUGAAUUUUAUUGACCGCAAUGCUGUUCCGAAUGCGCGCCUGAAUAACCUCGAGAAGGAUCUUGGUCUUGUCGGGACCCAGUAUAACACUUGUAUUUCGAUUUUAUUUGUGGGGUACCUGUUGAUGCAAAUUCCCUCCAACAUGCUCAUGUCCUCCAAGAAGGUCCGACCGUCCCUGUACAUGAGUGUUUGCAUGGGUAGCUGGGCAGUUGUCUCGGCUUGUACGGCUUUGACGAAGAACUAUGUCGGGCUGGUGAUGGUCAGGUUCUUCCUGGGUAUCACCGAAGCCCCUUUCUACCCCGGUGCUCUCUUCCUCUUAUCCGUCUUCUACACCCGCAAAGAAAUCGCUCUCCGGAUCUCGAUUUUAUAUUCGGGCAAUAUCAUCGCAACAGGAGUGGCAGGUCUCGUCGCGGCAGCAACCUUCUCCACCUUGGACAAGACACACGGUCUAGCAGGUUGGCAAUGGCUCUUCAUAAUCGAAGGCGCAGUCACAUUCGGAAUCGCCAUACUCGGCCUCUUCAUGCUCCCCGAUCACCCACUCACCACGCGAUGGCUCACUCCCGAAGAACGCCAACUAGCCCAUGACCGCAUACUCAAGGAUACAGUCAACAGCGAAGAAUCCAAGGGCCCCAUUGCCGGCCUGAAGCAAGCCUUCCGCGACCCACGGCUGUUCCUGCUAGCCUUCAUGCAAAACAUGCACCUGAGUUCCUGCAGCUUCAACAACUUCUUCCCGACCGUAGUGGGAAGUCUCGGCUACAACAGUACAAUCACACUCGUUCUCACAUGUCCGCCAUAUAUCGCUACAUGUCUCGCCAGUAUCGUGAUAGGCAUCACCUCCGGUCGGUAUAACGAGCGCACCUGGCACAUCACCGGCUGCAUCGGCGCUGCAGCCAUCGGGUUCAUUAUAUCCUGCGCGACGUUGAACACAGCUGCCAGAUAUAUCUCGUGCUUCUUGUUCGCGAGUGGUGCGUAUGCGGCGAAUUCGGUCAUUCUGGGUUGGGUCUCGGCGACGUUGGGACAGACGCCGGAAAAGAAAGCGGCGUCCCUCUCUUUCGUUAAUGUUGUUGCGAAUGCGUCGUAUAUUUACACCGCGUAUCUCUAUCCAAAAAGCGACGGGCCUCGCUAUCUGACUGCCAUGGCGUCAAAUGCGGCCUUCAGUGUUGCUGUUAUAGUUAGUGCGUGGGUCUUGAGGUUCUGGUUGCAGAACACGAAUAGGAAGAUAAGGCAAGGUAUUCUUCCAGGUGCCGAUGAGGGCCUGCUAUCUCGAUCCUGUUUUGAUCACCAUAAUUAUAAAUUAUAA
Molecule: messenger RNA, 1494 nt
Organism: Aspergillus oryzae RIB40
Lineage: Eukaryota; Fungi; Ascomycota; Eurotiomycetes; Eurotiales; Aspergillaceae
Exons: 4
Coding region: 1-1494 (497 amino acids)
Biological process (GO): transmembrane transport
Cellular component (GO): membrane
Molecular function (GO): transmembrane transporter activity
Source: RefSeq, a predicted model, not a curated record